GGAUAUAAGUUUCUAUAUUUACAGAAAUGUUUCCUUAACUGCUCGUACCAGACACUUUUAUUAUGUUUUUGCAAAAUACAUUAAGCUAAUUUGUUUUAUGUUGUGACUGGAAAGGCGUAGGCGCUUUCGUUAUCUUUUUAUUGGGUGAGGUUUAAUUACCGACACUGUUUCGCGAGGCAGCCAAAUGUGGUUAGGUUUAAACGUAUAAGGCUAGCGUACUUAACGUAGUUGGCUCAGUUGGCAGUUAAAACGUUGGUUAAAAUAAGCCUAUUCAUGUAGGGAAUAUGGUUCUCUGUUAUAACCAACACACGUAUUUCAUAACUCCACAAAAGUUUCUAAUGUCAGAGUAACUGGACAUUUACUGGAACUGCAGGUGGUUAUAUCUGAGCUUUCGCUUUAAAACGGCACUUCAGAGUACAGUGUUCUUUGGAGGAUUUAUUAUGGAUAUAGCCUAUGUUGUGCAAAAAAAGAGACUCCUCUCCGCUUCAACUCACACGAGCACACCUGUCCUGUCAAUCAAGUUUAGGCAGCACGAUUUCAUAUCCACUCUGCUGAAAUGCGUAUUUUUUGGAAAAAUAUUUUGGCAGUGCUGCUUCUUGUCGGAGGAUUGUACUUCAUGAGCCAAUCCAACUUCCUCAUUGCUGGCCGGUCGCAAAAGGCGAUUGCGAAUGAGUUAACAUGGAGCGUAGAGAGGCUGGUUAGUAAAGAGUCCUGGGUGGAGCAGGGAGAAUACCUCCCUCUCAAUGUGUCUUAUCAGCUGCUGGCUGGAGCACCAUCUACUCAACAGAGGUUUUUAUCAGUAGGACUAUCAUCGGUGAAGAGGGCGAAGGGAAGCUAUCUUAUCCCCACUCUGCAGUCCCUCUUCUCCCAGUCUUCUCCUGAGGAGCGCUCUUCCAUGGUGGUGGUGGUGCUGCUGGCAGACUUCGAUGUCAGCUGGAGAGCCAGCACAGCGACUGAGAUCAAAACUGCAUUUGCCUCGGAGCUGGAGCAAGGCCAGCUGUUGGUCCUCCACGUUCCUCAGGAGAUGUACCCUCCCUAUACAGGGCUUAAGAGGAACUACAACGAUCCUCCAGAAAGGGUGUCGUUUCGCUCCAAGCAGAACCUGGAUUACUCCUUCCUGAUCCUCUACAGUGCUAGUCUUGGUCAAUACUACCUCCAGAUCGAGGACGACGUUUUCUCUGCCAAGAAUUUCCUUUCCACCAUCAAGAGACGCGUGGCGGAGCAGGAGGCGAAGAAGACCACCUGGGCGAUGCUGGAGUUUUCGGCCCUCGGCUUCAUCGGGAAACUCUACAAAUCAGUCCAUCUUCCUCUCCUGGCACGCUUUCUCUUCCUCUUCUACCAGGAAAUGCCUUGCGACUGGUUGAUGGGUCGCUUCCGAGAUUUGAUGACCCAAAAAGGGCCAAUCCUUUUCAAACCCUCGCUGUUCCAACACAUGGGAACCUUCUCCUCGUUCCAAGGGAAAUACAACAAGCUUAAGGACAAGGACUUUGAGGAACAUUAUACCAAUCCUUCUGCUGAGGUCUAUACUGAUAUGUCCGCCUACAAAAAACAUUUAGCUCAACUGGCCUGGGAUGCUGGGGAGGAUUUUUUUUGGGGACGCUCCCCAGAAAAGGGUAAUCACCUGACUGUGGUGUUCAGAGACCCUACAUUAGUGACAGGGAUUCUCAUAGAAACAGGGUCAGGGGGCAAAGACCUCCUAGAGUCAGCUCAGGUGGAGAUAGGCCAUGACGUGAUCACCACAGAGAAAGACAAGAGCUGUAAAGAGUUCCAGACAGUUGGGAAGUUAAAAAAUGGGUUGUUUGAGAUCCAAGAGAUGGAUAAAAAGUACACCUCUGCCUCUUCCUGUCUGAGGAUACAGGUCACAGCUGUGCAGAAGGAUUGGCUGAUCAUUACGAAAAUCAGGAUCUCAACAAAGCUUAGUACAAACACACCCCACGCCUAGGAGGGACCCUUUACUUCCUUUCAGAGGAAUAGCUUUUAAUCUGCUGGAGGCAGGCUGAACAUAUUCCUUGUUGAACAGUUUCACUGACGAAACAUCUAUCAAGAAACAGUUUGGAGCUACUGUCAAUCUAACAAUGUUUGAUUAAGGCCAGGUGUAUAGACGACCAUACUUUGCCUUUUCCAAAACAUUAAGUGGUGUUUAUAAAGGAGUGCUGAUUGUCUGUUAAUUUAAGUUAGUAGGGUAGAGAAUAAUGUGAUGUUGCCUGGUUCAGCACCUUUAUACCAAUAUGAAGGAAGAGUAGGAAUGUUAACCUCCCACAUAACAUGCCACCAUGCAUGAAUUGAUCGAGAUAGCCUGGUGUGAUAUGAACACGCAGAAAUAAAAAUAAGGUGAGACACAGGUUGUUAUACACUGCCUGGCCAAAAAAAGGUCACACUCUAAUAUUUCGUUGGACCGCCUUUAGCUUUGAUUACGGCACGCAUUCGCUGUGGCAUCAUUUCCACAAGCUUCUGCAAUGACACAACUUUUAUUUCUGUCUUUCUACGAUUUGAUUUCCCCAAACGUUUAAGUGAUCGCCGAUCAUUCAAGAUUUUCUUCCAACCACAUUCCUUCCUGGAAGAUGAAGUUUCCCCAGCAGUGAUGUCGAUAACGCGUUACUCUAAUCUGACCACUUUUUUCAGUAACGAGUAAUCUAACGCGUUCUAUUUCCUAACCAGUAAUAAGAUUAAAGUUACUUAUCCAAGUCACUGCGUUACUAUUUGUGUCAUUUUCCUUAGUGAAAAGAUAUAUGUUUGCUUUCUUCUUGUGUCUCAGGGAGUGACGUCAAUGCGACAAUUAAGUCACGUUUUCAGCACGAGGACAACUAACAUGUAAUACCACGCAGCGACACAAACGUUACCAACAAUGGAGGGAGGAGAGAUGCAGGUUUUCUAGCUGGAAAUACAGUCACUAUUUUGAGUCAGCUAAAGAGAACAAUAUUAAGGUUCGUUGUUCUCUCUGUGCUGGAGACAAAGUGCUAUCUAGCUUCAAAAACACUGUCAAAUUCAAAGAAACAUUUGGAGUCUCAGCACGGCACAGUCAGACUUACAGAGCAAGUCCCACCAGGUGGAGCAGGCAGAGAGCUGAGACUAAAGCAGGAGGGCCCCCACCACCCAAACAACAAAAGCUGGACUUCAGUGCAAAACCGGUAAGAGGGGGAGAGAUGAAGAAGUUGGUCGGGCAGUAUGAUGGACUCAUUUUUAUGUUGAGGCGGCGGGGGGUGUUGUCGGCAGCUGCCAACAACUUGUAAUCUAACUUAGUUACUUUUAAAAUCAAGUAAUCAAGUAACUAAGUUACUUUUUAAAGGAGUAAUCAGUAAUCAGAUUACUUUUUCAAGGUAACUGUGGCAACACUGGUCCCCAUUGUCCUUCCAGUUUUUAAUGAUGCGUUGGACAGUUCUUAACCCGAUUUUAGUAGUCUCCUUGGAUGUUUUCUCUUCUUGAUGCAUGCCAAUAAUUUGACCCUUCUGAAAUAGAUUGACAUCUUUUCCACGACCACAGGAUAUGUCUCUCGACUGUUUAACAAAUGAGAAGAGCUCACUGCAUCAGUUAGGGUUCAAAAACGUGUUGCCAGCUAAAACAUAAUCCCCCAUGCAGUAAUUAUCCAAUGGGAGGCUCUUACCUAUUUGCUUAGUUAAAUCCAGGUGGUGACCUUUUUUUGGCCGGGCAGUGUAUGUCCCAAUUGUUUUUUUGUUAUUUAAACUAUUUUUCUAUUGAGACAUUGUGGUGUAUUAAAUCUGGAGAUAUACCAGGGCAGAUACUCCCUGAGGUCAGAGGAAUGUUGGGUGGAAGAAGAGUGAAAAACAACAUCUGGAAUACGUUAAAGUUACCCUAGGAAUUGACCUAGGUCACCUCAGGGGGGCACACAGGGUUAUUGCCUACCUCAUGGGAAUACACACACUUUAGGUGCGCGCACUCUUUUUUCCUCUUUAAAUGGCAUGUACAAAGAACGUUCGGGGGACUACCACAAUUGGCUCUGGGAACCCAGCAUCACCCGUGUUGGUGUAUGAUACUAUGCUGCUGUAAUAAACCUUAUUAUACAAGCUGGUGUCUCCGGAGACUUCUUCAUCAUCUUCACAAACAUCGCUACAAGAUAUACUUCAACAUUCUGUAAACUAUUAAAAUAGGAAGGCUAUUAACUAAAUUAUAGCUUGUAUCUUACCUAUAAUGACAACUGAGACAAACUGCUGUGGAUAGAUUAAAGGUGACUGUUGGUGCUUUAAAAAGCUGCAGCCAAGCGUAAUGAUCCCGGGUCAGGAUCGCUGCUCAGUUGUUGGAGGACCUUGCCUAUGUGAGUAUAAAUAGAAAACAUUUAGACAUUGAUUUGAUUUUCUCUGUUCACACUUCUCCAGGUCCAGCUUUAGAAUAACAGACAGAUGUAAAUCAUGCAAUUCCUGUCCAAACUAAAGACUCUUGGGUUCUUUCAACAUUUAAUGAAAUUUAAGAGGGAGCUGGUUGACAGGUCUGGAAUAUCUCCUGGGGUUUACCUGCCUGAAUUAGACUGUUUCCAUACCAGCUUCAACUGAGCCUGGACUUUCUCUCCCUGCUCUGACAACACCAGAACAUUACGGCCAAUCACAGAGAUGUUAAAAUGACUCACACCAGGGUAGCAGUGGUUUUUAUUGAACACUUUUGCACAUUUCUAGAGGUAACAUUACUGGGAUGCUGUGUACUUGAACCUUGUGUUCUGGGGCUCUUGAGGGAUUGAUUUUUUUUUACAGUGUUUGCAUUUUAUUUUGUGUUCUUGGAACAACAGUUAUUGCUCUUUGAGAAAAUGGGCAGGUAUUUGUUUUUGCUUGUAUUUUCUUUGGGUUUCCUUCCUGCUAAUUGUCUGUUAAUUUAAGUUAGCAGAGUAGAGAAUAAUGUGUUUGUUUACUGGUUCAGCAACUUUCACCAAUGUGCCAGUCUUUCUGCAAUUGUCUGUUAGUCUGUCACUUUCUUUUUACGGUCCUAUGACAAUAAAUGACAAUGUACACCCUAUUGCACUGGCUUAUGUUCUUCUCUUAUCUCUAGUCGUUAUAGGGACAGGGCGGUGUAUCGGUGGAUGUACAUCAAAUUCCUAUACACCAGCAUUGUAAUUGUAAUCGGAGCAACUGACUGCUCACAAGUUGCAAUAAAGGCCCCUCAGGAGGAUGGAUUUGUAAACUGAAAGGAUCUUUGUUCUGAAUGUACAGAGCUGUUUUAACUGCAGGAGUUUUUGUUCUGCUCGUGAUUAAAGAACUGAUGACAAGUAAA
This is a messenger RNA of Eleginops maclovinus (Patagonian blennie), 5214 nucleotides long. RefSeq names its product alpha-1,3-mannosyl-glycoprotein 4-beta-N-acetylglucosaminyltransferase C-like. Gene Ontology annotation, molecular function: acetylglucosaminyltransferase activity. NCBI's taxonomy places the organism in Eukaryota, Metazoa, Chordata, Actinopteri, Perciformes, Eleginopidae. The transcript has 5 exons. The record is from RefSeq and is a predicted model, not a curated record. Gene Ontology annotation, biological process: protein N-linked glycosylation. Bases 557 to 1942 code for a protein of 461 amino acids.